UCAAUUUCCCAAAACACACACACUUAUCAGCGAAAAAAAGGAAACUUACGUACGAAAGAUCUCUCCUUUUUCUCGUUGAAUCCUCGAGAUUGUAUUAUUCCGUAUCUCCUCCGCCGUAGAUUCAGCUGUUUUGAGGGUCGGGUUCGGUUUCCGUCACCUUCUUCUCCGGCGUUCGAUUUUCAGCAAUCACGGCUAUACACGGGAUAUCUCGGGGUGGUGUUAGCUCUCACGUCAAUAUUCUCCGGCGCAAGGGUUGUUCGAUCGAGUCUAAUCCUUCGCCGCACGGAGGACGUGGAGCUCUGCCGUCUGAAGGCGGCAGCCCUUCCGAUCUCCUCUUUCUCGCCGGAGGCGGUUCCUUUAAAAAAAUCAUCUCUUUCCUUUUCCAUUAGGUUUUUUUUAGGGUUCUAGAUAUUUUUUUGGUGUAUUUCCUCUUUUGGUUGCGUGUGGGAGAAGUCUUUUUUUUCUUUUGGCGCUGUUCGAAUUUUUCUUGUCUGAGAAUGUUGAAAAUUAAGAGGGUUCCGACCGUCGUGUCUAAUUACCAGAAAGAUGAGGCUUCCGAUGCUUCUGUCGGAUGUGGUCGGAACUGCCUCGGGGCUUGUUGUAUUAACGGGGCAAGGCUUCCGUUGUACUCCUGCAAGAAACUAGUAACAUCCGGAGAGAAGGUGGUUGUCAACAAUGAAGCUAGAGAGCCUCCGGUGGCUUUUCUCGAGUCCCUCGUCCUCGGCGAGUGGGAAGAUAGGUUUCAAAGAGGACUCUUUCGCUACGAUGUCACUGCCUGCGAAACCAAAGUCAUCCCGGGGAAGUACGGCUUUGUUGCUCAGCUUAACGAGGGUCGUCACUUGAAGAAGAGACCAACCGAGUUCCGCGUAGAUAAGGUUUUGCAGUCCUUUGAUGGCAGCAAGUUCAACUUCACUAAAGUUGGGCAAGAAGAGUUGCUCUUCCAGUUAGAAGCCGGUGAAGAUGACGAAGCUCAGUUCUUCCCCUGCAUGCCUCUUGACGCUGACAACUCCCCCAGUGUUGUUGCCAUCAAUGUUAGUCCGAUAGAGUAUGGGCAUGUGCUGCUGAUUCCUCGUGUCCUUGACUGCUUGCCUCAGAGGAUCGAUCACAAAAGCCUGUUGCUUGCACUUCACAUGGCUUCCGAGGCUGCCAAUCCUUACUUCAGACUCGGUUACAACAGCCUUGGUGCUUUUGCUACUAUCAACCAUCUUCACUUUCAGGCAUAUUACUUGGCCAUGCCUUUCCCAUUGGAGAAAGCGUCUUCCAAGAAGAUGAUUACCACUGAGAAUAGUGUGCAAAUCUCAGAGCUUCUGAACUACCCUGUGAGAGGUCUUCUCUUUGAAGGUGGAAACUCUAUGCAAGACCUAUCUGAUACUGUAUCAGACGCCUGCGUUUGCCUCCAGAACAACAACAUUCCUUUCAACAUUCUCAUCUCUGAUUGUGGAAGGCAGAUCUUCUUGAUGCCACAGUGUUACGCAGAGAAACAGGCUCUAGGUGAAGUAAGCCCCGAGGUGUUGGAGACACAGGUGAACCCAGCUGUGUGGGAGAUAAGUGGUCACAUGGUGCUCAAGAGGAAAGAGGAUUACGAAAGAGCUACAGAGGAGAAGGCAUGGAGGCUCCUUGCGGAAGCUUCUCUGUCAGAGGAAAGGUUUAUGGAGGUUAAUGCUCUCAUCUUUGAAGCCAUAGGUUGUAGUAACCAAGAGGAGGAGCUUGAAGGAACCAACCAGCAAAACACUAAUAUCAGUGUAAACCAGACAAGCAACCGAUCCCAUGGGUCAGCCUCUGAGUGCCUUGUCCUCCAGUGAACAAGAAACCGCAUCUUGGUGGGUUUUAUGUAUAAUUAAGAGUCUUAUAUGCAUAAAUAAGCAAACUCUUCGGUAGUUGCAUUUGAAACUUCUUGGUGUUUCUUCUAUACGAUGGUUGUGAGUGUUUGUUCUCAAGACUUCUGUCUUUUUUUAUGUUAGUUCAUGUUUUGUAUAAAAAUAUGUUGUUCAUGAAAUGAAAUUCUUCGCCA
Messenger RNA from Raphanus sativus (radish), 2011 nucleotides. Its product is annotated as GDP-L-galactose phosphorylase 1. Lineage: Eukaryota; Viridiplantae; Streptophyta; Magnoliopsida; Brassicales; Brassicaceae. The record is from RefSeq and is a predicted model, not a curated record. The coding region runs from base 498 to 1802 and encodes 434 amino acids. Gene Ontology annotation, molecular function: GDP-D-glucose phosphorylase activity. Gene Ontology annotation, cellular component: cytoplasm. The transcript has 7 exons. Gene Ontology annotation, biological process: glucose metabolic process.